GCGUAGUGUUGCAGAUAGAAGGGGGUGGAGGUGGGCUUUUGCCAUCUUGUCUUGGGUGCAGGUACAAAGAAGUGCACAGACAACAUUCAAUGCUCUCCUUACACUCCUUGGAUAAUUGUGUCAUCCUGGACAUCACCGCGUGUGGACUCAGACAGGAGCUGUACAGGAUUUUGCUCUUCUAGCUCCUCUGCUCUCCUCUCACUGCCUACUAUGGUCAUCCACACGAGCGGUUGCAACAUCAGCACCACAGACAGCUCCCUCCCCGGCUACAGCCCCGGCAUCGGCUCCACCCUGCUGGACUCCCCCGCGCCCCAAAGCUCUCCCGGCGGGUUGAGCCGGAGCGGACACACGGUAGUGGCGGUAUGCCUCGGCUUCAUCUUAGUAGCAGGAGUCCUCGGGAACUUCUUCGCUCUCGUUGUCUUUGCAAAGUUUCGCUCCCUCUGGACGCCGAUUAAUCUCAUCCUGUUGAACAUCAGUUUAAGUGAUAUCCUGGUGUGUGUUUUCGGGACUCCCUUCAGUUUUGCUGCGAGUCUGCAGGGUAGGUGGCUCAUCGGAGAGUACGGCUGCAAGUGGUAUGGCUUUGCUAAUUCUCUUUUUGGUAAGUUACAUGUGUGCUGCAUCAAUAACUUCUUGUGUGUAUUAAACACAUGUCUGUUAAAUUCAGGAGUUUGUAUGAUUGAAUCAGAAAGUUCAGAUUUCAUCAGAAGUUUUCCCUGAUCCUGGGGGACAUGGAUUACCUGCGAGUGACACUGUUGCGAGCUUUGGUGUAAUGAUGAAGUGUGAUACAACAAUUUGUUGUACUAUAGAUUUCUAAGAUUUCUCAAACAGAUUGCAUCUUCUCCAACAAUCCAUCAGACAGUAGUGUUGUGUCGUUAACGAACGAUUCGUUUAAAAUAACUGAAUCCUUUAAGUGAACGUACUGAACUGAAUCACUUCCUCAAGUGAUUCGUUUGUUUCUCACUUCAGUUAAGCUAAAGUGAGAGACAGCAUUGCCAGUCGAGCAAUCAGUGAACGAGGGACCGCAUGCACCGAUGCCUGAAUCACUAGGUGAACGAAUCACGCAUUGAACUACACUACUACAAUCAUUUUUGUCGGACAAAACUUCCUUUUUUACCGCUAAAUUGCCAUCACAACUUGCAUACAACAGGACACAGCAUGUAACAAGUCGUGCAUUAAACCCGCAGCAUCCUACCAUUGCAGCGGUUUGCGAGGGAACGGUGCAUGUUCAGUUUGAAUUCUUCUAAACGUUCACUGAAUGAAUCACUCACUGACUCCAAUUUCCCGAGCAGACCUGAUAAAUAGCAUACCGUAGGACAGUACACUUAAAACAUCAUGACUUAUAAAUAAGUUCAUUUUUACAAACAUGUUUGCCAAAGUAACACAGACAAACACUCUCGUCUUCUAGUCCCAGAAACUUUGAACUGAACUGAAUCCUGAAACGUUCAGCUGUGUAUCAGUUCAGGAGGUCGGAGUCGCAGGCUUCUCCCUAAAUGAUUCAGUGAUUUGGUGAACGAAUCUUUUGAACAAAUCUUUUUAGUGAACUGAUUCUAGUGAUUCAGUACAUCAAAAAGAACUGCCAUCACAAUCAGACAGUAACAGCCAUUCUUGACCUAUGAAAAUAUUCUUUUCUCUCAUGGUGUCAGUUUGUUUACUAGAGCCACAUCGAUCAGGACUGAACAUGACACUGAGCAUGUUAAGCUGGCAAAUAUCAGGGAAUUAGUGGAUGAACAAAACUGACAAAACACAAAUGGUUAUAUCAAAGUCCCAUGAGCUUCUUCUCUAACUUAGUUGUCCAAUCCCAAAGGUUCAGGGUCAACACGGUUUGUUUCAACCUGAGUGAAGAGUGCAUAAAAGUCAGCUUCAAAAUUCCUCUAGAUGUUUCAUGUGGAUAUAUGUUCCUCAUUUAGGAGCAACAAGGAGGUCCAGGGUCACCCAAGCUAUUUACUGUGUAGGAAGUGUGAGUAACUGUACAAAAUGUCAUGUCAAUCCAUUCAGCAGGGAUCAAAGUUGUUGAACAGACUGACCCCGCCAUCCACAAAGCCUUCUCCCUAUAGCAAGUCCACCAUGAAAAAUAAACAACAUGUUUUCCUCUUUUCUUUGGAGGUCCUUCGGCCUUGAGGUUUUCCUUCGCGAGAAAACAAGAAACUCUUGUGUGUGCAGUCACUGUCAGUUACACAGUACCUAUUCUAUUCAGUGAGGCCGUGUUGUUCAACAAUGUGAAAAGACAACCAAUUUAGACCCUAUGAUUGGUCCCUUAUUGUCUUUUAUCUGUGAGUAUUGACAUCAGACAGAGGGCACUUAAAAUACAAAGCUAUACUCGUGCAAAUAAUAUACUAAUAUUCUUAUAAUAUCUAGGGUGCCUGUCAGUCUUGGACAUGUAUUUUUCCUACUAUACAGCUCUCCUGGUCCUUACACUAAUCAGGUGAAAGUAAAGAUGUAAACACAAAUAAGUAGUGUUAGACUGAUAUCACUUUUUCCAUGGCCGAUGCCGGUGCUGAUAGUAAGAAGGGUCAGUGGCAAUAUGUAAUGCCAAUUUACUUUGCCAAUAUCUCUUUCUGUUUUCUUUACUUUCUUUUCUGCAUUUGAAAAAAAAUACAUAUAAAGUCUUAUAGCUUAUGAAAAAUAAUUUCAAAUACAUUUUGACAAGAAUUUUGUUCCAGCAAAAUAUUGCAGUAAGGAACUUUUGACUUUUGACUCUUUUUUUAACAAAUAGGUAUGAAAGACAAAAAACUAAUUCAAAUUAAUAAAGGAAAGCCAGGUGUACAUCCCUUAUUCCAGACACAUUAAAAUCUGAUCUCAACUUGUUUAUCUUAGCUGGUAACAUGUUUUGGAUGUAUUUUUACUGAACUGAUGAAAAACACAAAUACACUUGGUUAUGCUAUAGAAUUCUGAACAUGGCCAACCAAUAUCAGGAGAUAUAUUUGACCUAUUAUUCUAUAUAUAAUAACAGAAUUUUUAUGAAACACUAGCUCAUGACUGUUUUAGAUUUAAGCUGCUAUCGUUGGGGGAUGGAGAAAAAGGCAUUUUCUAUAGAGAAUAGAUAAUGAGCAUCAUGAGAGCCUUGUUACGUCAAAAGGCCAUUAAUCAGCUUGAUUAAAUGGGUGACUGAUUGAUUAGUCUAUCUCUCCAAAUUAGUAAAAAUAAGUAUCUUUGUUUGACCUUUAAAAUGCCUUCAAAAAUAUUACAUGAACUAUUUGGUGAGAAAAGAAACUACCUCAAUGUUCAUUUUGUGGUUAUUGGAGUGUUAGAGGGAAGCACACUGAGGUGGAAGAACUAAAUUAUGGUCUGAUUUGCUCGUUCACUGGGUGAAGGAUUCUUUUUAUCCUUGUUGAAAACUGGGUCAAGUUAUGAUUAUUUACUUUUCAUCUCUUUGGUGCUUUUAAAGGAAUUGUUUCCCUGGUGUCCCUGUCCAUCCUCUCCUAUGAGCGUUACACCACCGUGCUGUGCUCCUCAAAGGUCGACAUGUCUGACUUCAGGAAGGCCUGGUUUUGUGUCGGAGGCUCCUGGCUCUACUCCCUCCUCUGGACCCUCCCGCCCCUCUUAGGUUGGAGCAGCUACGGGCCUGAAGGACCAGGAACUUCAUGUUCUGUCCAGUGGCACCUUCGCUCUCCUAUGAGCAUCUCCUAUGUGCUGUGUCUCUUUGUCUUCUGUCUGCUGCUGCCCCUCCUGCUGAUGAUUUACUCUUAUGGACGGAUCCUGGUGGCAAUUAGGAAGGUGAGCUCAUGCUGGUCUGCUGCUGUGUAGACAGGAAUAUGUUAUUUUUGUUGGCUUACAAACACCAGACACUUUCUAUUAUUAACCCUCAAACAUAGAAACUAUUUCACUUCAUGUACAUGAACUUAGAAAGGCAUGGAGAAAAUUACACUGUCUCAGACGAACUCUAGCCACUUCCAUGCUGAAUGUUAUUUAUAUUCAAAGAGUCUAUGUCUGAGACAACAGAGAAAUGUGUUGUCAGUUACGUCUCCAUGCUCUGUCUGUAAUUUCACACCUUUAAUGACACACGGAUGUUUCACAUUUUCACUGCCAUCAGGAUCUUUUUCUGUCGCAUAUUAAUUUCCUUUAAGAAAUCUAAGUUCAUCUAGCGUUUUAAUUUAAAAUGACAUAAACACUGACUCACUGUUGCAUAUAUGAAGCAGUCCUUUUCUCAGGUAUGUAGGUGAAUGACAUCAUGUCUAUCUGCAAACCUCCACUGAUUCUUAAACAGUCUUUAAUGAACACUGAUGCCUCCAUAUAUCCUACUUAAGCAAGCAAGACCAUCAGCGACAGGUUUACUCAUUUCCAGAUAAUUAAAUUGAAUACUGUUGGCAACUUUACAUGAACUUGCCUUUGUUGACAUUGCCCCCGCCUCCUAAAAAGAUUCCCUGCAGGUGGCAUGUUUGAUUGUUAAUAAAGUACAAUAAGAUUUUUUCAUAAGGAAACACAUUUUUCACAUGUAUGGGACAAAUACGAGGUACUACUCCAUCCACAGGGGGCGCCAAAUACAAGAGUUUAAAAUGAGCUCUGUUGAGGCUUUAAAGAUGGCAAGCUGUGUUUAAAGAUUAUGUCAGAAUCCCACUAAAACUUACUUAUGUGUCUGUGUGGUAAUAAUCAAAGGGCGUUAAGCAAACCUUUAUAACCCACUCCGACGAAAAUCAUGUUUCUCUUGUUGUCUACGUGGUUAUAUGGCAUUUUUCUGUUGCUAGAGGACAUAUCAUGAGAAGAGUAAGUGCAAAAUUGCAUUUCUGGAACAGGAGCUGUAUUCGUGGAACGAGUGUGUGUGUUAGCGGAUCAGAAUGCUCAUAAGAAAGGUAAUUAUAAUACUUAAUUUCAUCAAGUUCCCAAAGACAUUAGUGUCUGAAAGCUGAAUAGCUCCUAUGUUACCUUCCACUUCUCGUCACCCUAUUAAAAUAAUGGCCUAAGUCAUUUUUUGACGAGGAUGAGUUUUUGGUCUGAAUCAUCUCUUGAUAAUGCUGGCCAUCUCUUGUAAAAUCACCUAAAUCCGUAGUUGAAAGGAUCAUGCCACAUUUUACUACACCGGCAAUGUUAGGCUGCAAGCUAGCGUGAAGAGGAGUGUGCAGAGCAGCGCCGUCUCCACCCACAACUUAAAGGUGAAUUGCUAAUGAGCUGCUGGAGCUCUGCAGAAGAAAAGCCCUUAAAAAUUACACAGGUAACGUGAUUUUGGCUAAAAACUUCAUAAUCACAAUUUAAAGAACACUGAUAACACUCUAAGUAGUAAAAAAAAAAGGGCUGGAGUGGGACUUCAAAGCCACAGACCUGUGUUAAAAAAAGCUUUCAAUCAAUUUUUCCAGAAGGAAAGAAGCUACAGGCAAAAUCUUCAAGGGUUAAAGUGAGGCACUGGUUGCAUUCUUUAGGGGCAGUGACUCAUCCCUUUCAUAGUCGCUGUUACAUAAACCUGCCAGUCACUCAAAUAAUUGACAAUUAAAGACCCUCAAUUGGUGUUGGCCCCCUUUGCACUUUGUAGUCUCUACUCCUAUCCAUGAAUCAACCAGAGGAUAUUUUUAGACAUGGAACCAACCCGUCACUAUUGGAUACUGGCUAUUAUAUAAGCACCACUAUGCUGUUUUUUUUUUACACCCAGGGGACACAGAGCAGAAAGGAGCUUUGCAGACUUGAUUAACUUACCAGUGAGUAUGGGGCUCAGACGUGCACUCGUCACCCUCCGAGCUGAGAGCCCACCUUGGGCUUUUCUUAGAAAUACAGCAAUCAGUCUGUACGCCUUCUGUUGGUCUCCCCAAGGUGGCUUAGAUGAGCACAUCAGAUAGACAGAUGGCAUUUGCAUCAACAGCAUCAAUGGGGGUCAAGCUUGGACUUUUUGUCUCUGUAUGACAGCGCUUUCUAUUUAUAAUGUUGCAUGUUUCCUCUUCAUUACCACUAAUUACAGACUUACUCUUCCUUAAGUUAUGGGUUAUUUUAUGUAGUGAGAAUAAUUUACAGAGUGUAAAAUAUUCAGUGAUACAGAAAUCAUGUUUGUAUAAUUUGGUCAGAAUAGUUGUUGCAUAACAGAAGGAUCAAAGAAAGGAGAGGUUAUGGCCUUUGGUCGUACAAGAUGAAGUAUUAUUGAGUGGGUAUAGGAUGUAAAUUGGCCAACAAGGCAGGUUUUUCUCUCUGGAGAGCUUCUUCUUCAAACAAACCCUUCCACUGAUGCAUGAGGCACCAUAAUGAGGAUCACAGUGUUAAUUACACAAGACAGUGACCACAGGGGCAUGUUGUUAACACUGAGGAGGGGGGGCAGUAACCUCAGAGGGGAUACUGUUGUAUAUAUUUGCCUUAUGGCAUGUUGUCAAUGGGCUAAUUUUAGCCCGUGGCAACAUACCUGAGUACAUCAAGAGUAACCAGUGAGACAGACCAAUUAAAAUAGCAUACCAAGCAGAUUGUUAGAAUGCAAGUCUGCACACAAGCAAAAAAAAAAAUAUAUAUAUAUAUAUAUAUUUUAUUUUUUAUUUUUUCAUGGAUAUGCAACCAACCAAAGGAACAAAGUGCAUGAACAGCUUUCAACUGCUGGGCUUUCUUUUAGGCAUAUUACACAGGAUAAUUUCGAGCCACAUCAAUCAAUCAAUCGAUCAAAUUUGAUUUAUACAGCGUCAAGUCACAUCAUUCAUGGGAAAUGAAAUAUUUGACAGUAUGUUCAAUAGUGGAUUGGCUGCAAUCACCUUCAUCAUUCAACAUCCAUAAGAUAAAUAGUUUCAAUUAGCCCAUAGGUGCCAUGGAAACUUUUCAACCUUACUUGUUGAUUCUGUGGUGUUGCUAACGCUGUGUGCAGAAUUUCACAAUGAGCUAUUAGACAAUAUAAAUAUAGACCAAAUGUAGAUAGUGACAUGUUGAAUGUGUGUUUCAUCAGGUGUAACCACUGCACUGCUUUCUCUGACAGGUGGGCAAAAUCAAUCUUCUCUCAGCGCAGCGCAGAGAGCAGCAUAUUUUGGUUAUGGUGCUGUCCAUGGUGUCUUGCUUCGUGUUGUGUUGGAUGCCCUACGGGAUCAUGGCGCUGAUGGUCACCUUUGGUGAGUCUGGAUUGGUCACCCCCAUCGCAAGCUCGGUGCCCUCAGUCUUGGCCAAGUUUAGCACUGUGGUCAACCCUGUCAUCUAUGUCUUCUUCAACAACCAGGUGAGAGCUUAGGCUGACCCACAUCUACUGUAUACAUCUCACAUAUUCAUGACUUUAAGUAUGUUAUGUAAACUUUGUUGGCUUGAGCACAGAUAAUGUCAGCUGGAGCUAAAAAAUAAAACAUGGAAGAAAACAGAGACAGUGUUUUAUCCAGAGGGGAGAACUCAGUGAUUCUCUGUGUCAUUGAUGCUCCAGUUCAGUCUCACUUAUCCUCCUGUUGCUCUCCUGUGGCUCUUCAUCACCACUUCACCGGUGCUAAAUGCAAUAGACCUGAUGGCAGAUCACAUCUGUUUGUUGAUAUCAGUGCUCCACUUAAUCAUUAUAAUUCAACACAAUACAAUAUCAUUUAAAUAUACAUUAUGAUAUAAAACAUUAUAAAACAUAAAAAACAAAUGCACUACUAUCCAUUACAAACCAAUGUGAUACAAUAAGAAGUGAUACAACAGUAAGAUACAAUAUAUGAAAGUAAUAAAGUAUGAUACAGACUGACAUAAUAUAAAAUAAAACAAUACAGUACAUUAUAGUACCAUACAAAACAAAACAAAAUGGUACGAUACAAGAUGAAAUGAUACUUAACGGUGUGAUAAAAGUGAGGCAAAAGAUAUGAAACAGUUCACUACCAUACGAAACAAAACAGUAUGAUAACAUCAGAUUCAGUGUAACACAACUGGAUAUACUGUAUUGUCCAGUGAAGGAUAUUUGUCUCAGUCUCAACUGUUAAUGAUUCAUUAUGAUAUGAUACAUCAUUACAUGAUACAUUGAGCUAUGGUGUGGUACUAUGCAUAUCACUGUAAUAGGAGUGUCUUGGUACAACUUUUUUACUUCCGAUACGAUACCGAUAUUGUCACCUUCAGUGUUAGCCGAUACCAAUAUUGAUCCAAAAUCGGCACAAAAUUGUGUUUUGCAAGUUUUGCACUCAGCUGCAACGUCUUUUUCGGACUUAAACAAAAAUAACUGCUACAUGGCCGACAUCACUCCUAUUCCUAGCUGCUUUGCUUAGUAGUAAGGUACAGUACGCAGUGUUGUUACGAGUACUCUGGGGGGCUCUGCAUGCUGGAUCCGGGCGCUGCCAUAUAGAGGUGCUGGAGCGAAGUCUGGAAUGGACUGCUUGUAUCGCAGUGCUGUUACCUGAGAUUUAAGAUGCAGGCUGAUAUGAUCCAAUGUUCAUUUUUUUGCUGAUAUCCGUUAUCAAUAUCAUAUCAAAACAUCCCUAAACUUUAAUGCCCCUGAAUUUACCCCAAGUGCUGUACACAUAUACAGUAACUCAUAUGAUCCAAUGCAUUGUAUUAUACUAUAUCAUACCAUGUAAUGUAAUUGUCUCCACAGAUUUUGUAUUGAGAGCUGCACACAUUCAGCCGUAUAUACAGAAGUAAUUAUGGAACAGUGUUGUAAUAAAGAUCUAUCAUUUUCAAGCAAUCGAUCCCUUGUUAUAUUGUUAAAUUGAUAUUGAUGUUAUUCCGUGUUAUAUUGAUAGCUUGGUGCCCUGUUGUCUUCACAAUCCAGGCUUACCUGAAAACGUUUUUUUUUUUUUUUCUUUCUUUUGCUUGAACAAAGUUUUACAGAUGCUUUGUGGCCUUGGUGAAGUGCAGCGGAGAGCCAGAGCCCAUUCAAGCAGAGGACCUCCAGACUCCACGGGCACAGCUUCCAGAUUUCUUUGCUGUUCGCAGACAAACUUCUCUCAGCUCCUCACAACCGCAGAUCCUCUACAGCCCUAGAAGUGAUGCACUCUGCAGCCAGCACAAUGACCAUCACAUUCUGGUUGUCCACUACACUCCAUAACAGCACUCCUCUGUUAAGCCUGACUGACUAUGAGUGUUAAAACAAGUGUCUUUCUUUUCCCAGAGAAGUUCAGCUCAGAGACAAAUACUUUUAAUCUUUCCAUCCAUCUAAAAGCUCAUGUUUUUGAUUUCACAAUGAAAUUAAUGUUCAUGUCCUAGUACUCUUUCACAUUUGAAUGUGAAGUCAGAGCCAUGAAGUCAAGCCGUUCAUUUUAUUUUCACAUGCUGACAUUUUAUAAUUGAAAUGUCAUUGUAAAGAUGGUUUUGGUAUGCUGAGAGACUCUGAGAAUGUAUGUGCAGUCGCUCAAAAAAUCGUACAUACCAAUUCAUGGCUUUCGUGGUUUAGACACAUUUUGAUACACCUACGUUUACUAAAAGUCAUACAGGUGUUUCAAGUGAUUUUAGUAAAACAUCCUGUUUUGAUGGCGAUCAAGACUGCUGAAUUCAGUAGCAUACUUAUCAGGGCUAUUUGAUACAGUGUUAAUGGUGAGAAAAAGCUUUUAUUUAAUAGAAAAAGAUAGUGGUGAGACGAUUAUAGUUGUUUCUUAUUAUUUUUAAUGCAUCACAUCGUCUUGUAUCUCUUGUAAACAUUAAAAGAACAAUAUAGAGGCGAUCAUCAGGAUUAUGUAUUUUUAUAUCGUUGUUUGAUAUUAUGUAUAUUGAGUGUGAUAAUAAAUGUGAGUCCUGUAUGUUCUCUGUCUGUACAGUUAUAUAAGCACUUGAGAAUAUUUUUAACCACUAGAUGAGGCUGUGAGCUUUUGAAGAGUUUCCUUGGUGUCGGUACAUCUGCGGUCUCUUCAGAGUGUGAACAUCAUCACAGAAAUCUCACAGAGUUGUUCCAUUUACUUGCUAUUUAGGACAGCGUGUGUGGAUAUUUCUGAAAGGAAAAGAGAGAGAAAGACAGAAAGAAGUGUCAGCAGGUCUGUUAACUCUCAAUGGAACUGCGAAAAUAGUAUGUCUUACAUAACCUCAGUACUUUUACCGGGAAUAAUACUGCCAAAUUUACACGGUUUAGAGUAUGUUAGUCACAUUUAAGAGGUUUAUAACAUACUGAAUUACUAAUUUGAACAAAAUGUUAUAUAUUUCACAAUUCUGUUUUUGUUUUUUUUACCUUAAUUAAGACAUGACUUUAUAAAA
Molecule: messenger RNA, 10017 nt
Organism: Xyrichtys novacula (pearly razorfish)
Lineage: Eukaryota; Metazoa; Chordata; Actinopteri; Labriformes; Labridae
Source: the annotation of a GenBank genome assembly